UAGGUUUUGGCUUAAGAACUGACUAUGGAAAACGGGAAACAGGGGGCUUGAUCCACCCCAAGAAGGGGAGGAGUGUGGGGUUGGCCCACCCACUCAAAAAUGCGUCGCUCUCUUUCUGCACGCUAUGUCAGCUGUCAAAGCCCAAAAACUGAUGUUGCCUUUGUAUUUUUCAUUUUUUUUGUUUUUUUUUGCUUUAUAUAUGUAUGCAUGGACAUGGCCGGAGGGGUGAUGGCCAAAAGGGGGUGGGAGGUGACUGGAUGAUGCUGCCGUCGGGCAAAGUGUCCAUUAUGUUGAUUUGAAAAAUAAAAGCAACGGAUGCGAUUGCUCACACAAAGAUGAAGGGCGGACUGACAAUGGGCGAGGAGUUUAAAGGGGAGGGGCUUAUAAGGCGGGAUUUUCCGGGUGGACAGAAGGGUUGGGUGGGGGCGUUUAGCAUGGACUGGUGCUUCAAAUUUAGUUGAUUGAAUGAAAUGACAGUAAUGUGGCUUUUAAAUGGUUUUAGUCUGAUGGGGGAUUUACUAGGAAAUUGGACAACCAAAAGAUUAACAAAUAAAAUUUAACAUUUUCAAUAUUUCUACCUUGAUUUUGCUCUCAAAAAUACUUGGAAAAAUAAGCCAGCAAACUGCUGCACAAGAAACGAAAGCCUUCUUACCACCACACAUGAUUGCGAUUCAAAAUUCCUAGUGCCGAAAAUAUGAUGAAGAAGUUACUAGGCAACAGCUCGAAUAAAAAUAAAGCUCUUAAAUUCGACGAUGGAAUCAACUUGGACCAAAUAAUUGCAAAGCUAAAACUGAUCGGUGAGAUAGGAUCCGUGGUUCAGAUUUCCGUCCGGGAAAUCGAGGCGGUUUGUUCACGGGCCAGGGAAGUACUGCUCAUGCAGCCGACAUUGCUGGAGAUUCCUGCUCCGAUUAAUUUACUAGGAGACAUACACGGUCAGUACUUAAAUCUGUUGCGCUACUUCGAGUCCAACGGCUAUCCGCCGGAUUCGGUGUAUCUGCUACUGGGUGACUAUGUGGACAGAGGCAAGCAGUCCAUCGAAACAUUGACCCUGCUCCUGGCCCUCAAGGCGAGGUAUCCGACCAAGUUCUACCUACUAAGAGGAAACCACGAGUGCUCCAGCAUAAAUCACUUCUACGGAUUCUACGACGAGUGCAAAAGGCGAUACACGGUGAAGUUGUGGCGCACUUUUGUCGAUUGCUACAACUGCCUGCCACUGGCGGCGAUCAUCGAGGAGAAUAUCUUCUGUUGCCACGGCGGUCUGAGUCCCCAUCUGUUUAGCAUGCAGCAGAUACGGGAAAUCCGCCGGCCCAUCGAAAUACCGGAAUCCGGAUUGAUAUGCGAUAUUCUGUGGUCCGACCCUGAUAUACGGAUCAUGGGCUGGGGUCCCAACGAAAGGGGCGUGAGUCACACCUUCGGUUCAGAUGUGGUCAGUGCCUUCUUGCACCGGUUCAAAUUGAACCUCAUUUGUCGGGGUCACCAGGUGGUCGAGGAUGGCUACGAAUUCUUCGCCAAACGCCAGUUGAUCACAAUUUUCUCGGCCCCAAACUACUGCGGGGAGUUCGAUAAUGCUGGGGCCAUGAUGUGCAUCAAUCAGGAUUUGUUGUGCACCUUUCGAGUUCAGAGGCCAAUACUAUCGGAGAAGAAGAGACUAUCAGAAUUAAGUGUUUAAAUGUUUAAAGAUUCGUCCGUUUGAUCGUUGUAAAGUAGUUUAUUUUUUAAAAUCAUAUUGUAAAUUCCAUGUUCCAGUUAGCGUUACAAGAGCAAGCACAAUUAAAAUCUAAACGUUGCAGUUGUCAGUUGCAGUUCAAAAUAA
Molecule: messenger RNA, 1813 nt
Organism: Drosophila sechellia
Lineage: Eukaryota; Metazoa; Arthropoda; Insecta; Diptera; Drosophilidae
Gene: PpN58A
Product: Protein phosphatase N at 58A
Exons: 1
Coding region: 695-1669 (324 amino acids)
Cellular component (GO): cytoplasm; nucleus
Molecular function (GO): protein serine/threonine phosphatase activity
Source: RefSeq, a predicted model, not a curated record